GUCACUUAGUGCAGGUAGUGCCGUGUCUUCCCACUAGAUGGCGGAAGAGAUGAAUGCAUUCGAGUAAGCGAUUUAUUGUUGAGUCAUAGGCCACGAUUGCGAUUGCUCCACGACAGUAAAAAAACAAAUAUUUCACAGGAGUAUUUUCAAGGAUUGCCCUCUUGCAUGUUUGACCCUGGGUCACCACUGGGCGUCACAAUGACAAAGUCUGCCAUGAUCACCUUAACUCUGCUGCUGAUUCCACUAUCGUGUGUAUCUGGUGGCAAAAUACUAGUUUUCCCUUUAGAUGGGAGCCAUUGGAUAAACAUGAAAGGAAUCAUCGAGAAACUUCACGCUAAAGGCCACAAGAUCACAGUGGUGCGUCCGUCCGAUAGCUGGUACAUCUCCGAAAAGUCCUCUCGCUACACCUCUAUCAAUCUUCCUGGUCAGGACGGAUUUAAGGAUCACUUUGAAUCAUUUGUGUCGCAACAACUGGAACUGAAGCUUCAGGGGAGGUCUCUAUCGCUUCUGCCUCGCAUUUGGAAAAAGAUGGAGAAUCAGGUCCUGGUUAUUAAUCAGUUUUCGUUAUUCCACAAAAUGCAUUGCGAGACAGUUGUUCAGAUGUUUGAAAAUGAAACUCAAAUGCAGGCCUUUUCUGAUGCUAAAUAUGACGUCAUGUUGACCGACCUCGGGAUAGGUGGAGGGGCACUGCUUGCACGUCGUCUCCGCCUUCCCCUCGUUUACAAUGUCAGGUGGACCCUGCAAGGCGAAUCUCAUGACCUCAUUGCCCCCUCCCCGCUGGCAUACACUCCCUUUCUUGCAGCACUGUUAACAGAUAAAAUGACUUUCCCACAAAGAAUCAUUAAUGUUUUAUCCUACACGAUUGGUUUCUUGUCAACCAAGUACAUAUCAGAACCUCACUACAAACCAAUAAUCAGGCGCUACUUUGGUUCGAGUGUGGAUUACUCCACAUUUUUCUUAGAUGCUGACAUAUGGCUUAUGAGAAACAAUUUUAUCUUUGAAUUUCCGCGACCCACGAUGCCAAAUGUUGUCUACAUGGGGGGGUUUCAGUGCAAGCCUCCGAAGCAGCUCCCCGUGGAUCUGGAGGAGUUUGUCCAGAGUUCUGGAAAUCACGGGGUGGUGAUCAUGACUUUGGGGACUCUUGUGGCGAAGCUUCCCCUAGAUGUCACUGAGGAAAUCGCUGCAGCCUUUGCCCAGCUGCCCCAGAAGGUAAUUUGGAGGUAUUUAGGACAAAAGCCCAUCAACCUGGGCAACAACACGCUACUGGUAAACUGGCUGCCACAGAAUGACCUCUUGGCCCAUCCCAAAACAAGAGUAUUUGUCACUCAUGGAGGCAUCAACGGGGUCCAAGAAGCAAUUUACCACGGCGUUCCGAUCGUAGGACUUCCACUGUUUUUCGAUCAGCACGACAAUAUCAACAGAAUGCAAGCAAGGGGAGGAGCAGUGAAUGUGGAUUUUGCCGUGCUUGACAGGCACAACUUUGCAGACGCGCUUGUGACAGUUCUUCACAACUCGUCAUACAGGGAAAACAUGCAAAGGCUCUCGAGGCUGCAAAGUGAUCAGCCAAUGAAACCAAUGGACCUGGCAGUCUUUUGGAUUGAAUAUGUUAUUAGACAUAAAGGAGCUAGCCAUCUGAAGGCACAAUCCAACAAAAUGUCCUCGAUUGUUUACCACUCGGUUGAUGUCAUUCUUGUUUUGCUGGCAGUGGCUUUCCUUCUAAUAGUCACUUGCCUUUUCAUGUUGAGAUUUAUGUGUAAAAAAUGUUUUAGUGUGAAAAAAACUAAACACGAUUAAGAAAAAAUAACAGCUUGACUCUGGA
Messenger RNA from Syngnathoides biaculeatus (alligator pipefish), 1819 nucleotides. RefSeq names its product UDP-glucuronosyltransferase 2C1-like. NCBI's taxonomy places the organism in Eukaryota, Metazoa, Chordata, Actinopteri, Syngnathiformes, Syngnathidae. The transcript has 3 exons. Gene Ontology annotation, molecular function: UDP-glycosyltransferase activity. The record is from RefSeq and is a predicted model, not a curated record. The coding region runs from base 166 to 1794 and encodes 542 amino acids.